UAUUCACAUGCAUAAGAAGAUGUUUAAAGCAAUCCUACGAGCCCCGAUCAGAUUUUUUGAUACCAAUCCAUCAGGAAGAAUCCUAAACAGAUUUUCCAAAGACAUGGGGCAGAUAGACGAGCUUCUGCCUAUCACAUUCGUUGAUUUUCUGUGGAUUUUUGGCGCGAUCGUCAGCGUUGUAAUCCUCACAUCUGUUGUUAACUAUUUUGUGAUCCUUUUGAAUAUUCCAUUUGUCAUUUACUUUCUCUGGCUAAGAAGCUAUUACUUGCGUACUUCAAGAGAUAUAAAAAGACUAGAAGGAUCUUGCAGGAGUCCAGUCUUCAGCUUGCUAUCAUCAACUUUACAAGGUUUACUCACUGUUCGUGCUUUCGGUGUUCAACAACAAUUUGAAGAUAAAUUUCACGAAUAUCAAGAUUUACACAGUGCGUCAUGGUUUCUGUUUCUUGUUGGAACAAGAUGGUUUGGAUUACGACUCGAUUUGAUAACUGCUACGUUCAUAUCAGUCGUUACGUUUUUCACCGUGAUUGGCGCUUCAUUACUGAAUCUUAAUCCGGGUGAAAUUGGAUUAGUUUUAACUUACACGGCAUCAUUGCUUACUAUAUUCCAAUGGGGAGUUCGUCAAAGUGCAGAAAUUGAAAAUUUAAUGAUAUCAGUAGAAAGAGUUCAACAAUAUUAUCGAAUACCACCAGAAGCCACGUUGGAGAAUCCUAAUAAACAACCACCAAACAGCUGGCCAAGAUGUGGCGCUAUCAAGUUUAAAAACGUUUCUUUUUCCUAUUAUGACGGUGGACCAGAGGUGCUAAGAAGUAUUGAUUUCGUAAUACAAUCACAAGAAAAGAUUGGAAUUGUCGGACGAACGGGUGCCGGGAAAAGUUCUCUUAUAUCAGCACUUUUCAGACUGUCGGAACUAACAAGUGGUGAAAUAUUCAUUGAUGGAAUUCCCAUAUCAUCCUUAGGACUUCAUGAUCUACGCAAAGCAUUAUCUAUAAUUCCACAGGAUCCGAUCCUUUUUACUGGAACAAUGAGAAGAAACAUUGAUCCUUUCAACAAUUAUUGGGAUGAAGAUUUAUGGAAAGCAUUGGAGCAGGUUCAGUUGAAAGAGUUGGUUGAAUCUUUUCCUAUGAAACUGAACACAGAAAUCGCUGAAUCGGGAUCUAAUCUCAGUGUUGGACAAAGACAACUUGUUUGCCUUGCUCGAGCAGUUUUGAGGAAAAGUAAAAUUCUUGUGAUCGAUGAAGCAACUGCAAAUGUUGAUAUCAGGACAGAUCGUCUGAUUCAAAAGACGAUACGACAAAAGUUUAAGCAAUGCACUGUUAUAACUAUUGCUCACCGAUUAAAUACAAUAAUAGAUUCAGACAAGAUUUUGGUGCUGGAGGAAGGACAAAUCAAGGAGUUCGACAAACCAAAUGUUCUUUUGCAGAAAAAGGAUGGCCUAUUUGCUAGCAUAGUGAAAAGCGCUGGUCUGUCUACAGCAAAAUCAAAUUUCGAAUAGUACAGGCUACAAAAGUGGCAGCAAUCAAUGUAUUUGUUCAUGUUUUUAAUUCUAUUUCAUUCUUUGCACAUAUAAAUGCUUGAUAUGAAUGAUAUAUAUUGUGACGUGCAUAAGCAUGCUAUUACAUUUUAGAAAUAAA
Styela clava is the source of this 1631-nucleotide messenger RNA. The record is from RefSeq and is a predicted model, not a curated record. Lineage: Eukaryota; Metazoa; Chordata; Ascidiacea; Stolidobranchia; Styelidae.